AUGUUCGAGCGAGCCGGCUCGGCGCUCGAAAUCCUGCGGAGGCUUUCCGAGGCGCUGGGCUCAAACGACCCGGCGCGGCGCCACGGCGGGCUUGCGCUGGUCAACGAGCUGGUCGAUGUCAACGAGUGGUCUCGCGUCGGCACCGGAGCCGCUCGCUUCUGCCGGCUGCUACGGGCAGCGCCCGACGAGAUCGCGCUCGCUGUCCGCACCCUCGGCCACGCCCUGCGCUCGGCGGGCGCCGCUGCGACUGACGCGACCGACGCAGAGCUGUCGCGAGCUCUCGAGUGGCUGCACGCAGAGACGCCUGCGGCGGCGAGCCGCUCGCACCGCCGCCUCUCCUCCUGCCUGAUUGUCACCGAGCUCGCCAUGCGGAGCGGGCCGCAGGCCGCCUCGGCGGACCCGCUCUCCGAGACGCGCAUCGCAGCCAUCGGCAUGCUCCGCUCCUGCCUCGCCAUCGUCUCGCAGCGCGAAGGCGGGCUCGGCGCCUGGUACGAGGCUGCCCUCAGCCGCUCCCUCGCGGGGAUCCAAAGCUACCACCCCGAGGCCGCCGCCGCCGACUCGCCCUCCUCCUCCGCCUCCUCCUCCGCCCCUCGGCCGAUCGAGGAGGGCGGCGGCAGCAGCGGGCUCGACGAGGCGCACGGCUGCCUCUGCGCGCUGAUUAUCACAAAGGCGGAGGGCCUCGGGCAGCUUCACUGA
Molecule: messenger RNA, 696 nt
Organism: Emiliania huxleyi CCMP1516
Lineage: Eukaryota; Haptophyta; Isochrysidales; Noelaerhabdaceae
Exons: 5
Coding region: 1-696 (231 amino acids)
Source: RefSeq, a predicted model, not a curated record